Molecule: messenger RNA, 3982 nt
Organism: Lethenteron reissneri (Far Eastern brook lamprey)
Lineage: Eukaryota; Metazoa; Chordata; Hyperoartia; Petromyzontiformes; Petromyzontidae
Product: receptor-interacting serine/threonine-protein kinase 3-like
Biological process (GO): protein phosphorylation
Molecular function (GO): ATP binding; JUN kinase kinase kinase activity
Source: RefSeq, a predicted model, not a curated record
CACGCCACGUGGUCGGAGUGAGUGGGCCGCGUUGCGCCCUUCCGAUUGGCUGAGCCCAGGGGACGCGUCAUCGACUGCGGAAGAGGGGCGGGGCCACAGCGCGCACGCGUUUCCAGUAAGCGACGUGGUGUCAACGAGACCGCGGGUCCUUCGAACGGCGGCAACUCGACGGGGCUCCAUUUGCCGGCGAGUCUCCCACGAGUCAAGGCAGAGCGCCGCGGUAUCAGCGAGAGGCUGACCCUGGCGGCAUGGCGGUAUCGAGUGCGUCGUUAAGCAGUGACCUCUGCAGGGUCAGGUGGGAGGACCUGGAGAACAAGAUUAAAAUUGGCUCUGGAGGCUUUGGAAUUGUCUACAAGGCCAGGCACAAAAUCUGGACCAUCGACGUGGCGAUCAAGUGCCUGCUGCCCAACCAAUCCAGCGACAGUGCCCGAGAGAAGCUUAUGGAUGAGGCGAAGAAAAUGUGGCGCGCACAAUUCCAAUUUGUGUUGCCCGUGCGCGGGACCUUUCGCGACGAGCACAACUUGGGCGUCGUGAUGGAGUUCAUGCCGCACGGCUCCAUCGCCGGGCUGCUGGAGCGCCUGGAGCCGCCCUGGUCGCUCCGCUUCCGGCUCCUGCACGAAGUGGCGCUCGCCAUGAACUUCCUGCACAGCCUGGAGCCCCAGCUGCUGCACCUGGACCUGAAGCCUCAGAACGUGCUGCUCGAUGAGGACUUGCACGCCAAGGUCGCUGACUUUGGUUUAUCCAAGUUCAGGAAGACUGAGGCCUCCCAUCGGAGUGAUAUGAACGUGUUGGGGACACAGGAGUACAUGCCCCCUGAGUCGCUCAGAAACAUCAAUCACCAUCCCAACACAGCCUUUGAUGUCUACAGCUAUGCGAUACUCAUCUGGGCUGUGCUUACACGAGAGGUGCCCUAUGAAUAUGCACCAUCAGACUUGAUCUUACUUCUUGUCCCUGAGGGUCAAAGGCCAGACCUGAUGAAGAUACCAAAGAAUGCAAACGUGGCAGGGAUCCCAAAAUACGAGGAUCUCAUGAAGCUUUGCUGGGACGGUAACCAGCUUAAGAGGCCAUCCUUCAGGGACAUUUUAACGGAAACGCAAGUAAUUUUGGACACGCACAAGAGUUAUUUAGCCUCAGACGUGCUGAAAGUAAGGAACAUACUGGAAAGAAUGGUGUCGGGUGACCCGGUUCGUGGGGAUUUGCCCCCUUGGCCUGCGUUGGGGCCACAGGACUACAGCUCAGUGGGCCAGGACCUCCCGCUCACCCUCAGACAUUGUAGCAGUGGGAGGGAGGAGUUGGACUCUGGCAGGCCCUCAAGAGAGGAGGUCCCACCACAGGUCUCCGACAUAUUGCAAUCUUUCCCAUCGUUGUGCAUAUCUGAGGAGGAAACAAUGUUGGCUGUGGGGCGCUCGCAAAACAGAGACAUCGGAGUGCCACAGGCGGAAACAAGAGGCAACAACGAGACUCAUAUCGAGGCACCAUUUCAGCAGACGAGAGUAGGAGAGAGCUUCGCUCGGCCGGAAACGCAGGGAGUCUUUCCUAGGCACCAGGAAGGAAAUAUUCCAAUUAAUUCGGGAGCCGUUCCAGUGCAGCCCCAAGGGCCGGCGGCAGGAUCGACGGGAAACCCAUUCAACCCCUCCGCUCAACCCUAUAACCGUCGGCAAACGCACCCACGCUCGGUGCACCAAGCGACAGGACAACAUCGACACCCAUCGACAGACUGGAGAGGCACUGGAGAACCGAUGGAUGGUCCAUCAGGAGCACUGCCAAGUUUUCCCAUCCAUCCCCCCCACUACCACCCUCCACAUGUCCAGCCAGAUCAAUUAAACUCCCCUGCUCCGACUCAUUCUAUCACAAUUGUAGGCUCCAACUUGAAAAAUACUCAGAUUGGUAACAACAACAAGAUAUACUAUACAGAUAAGUCCAAAAGACAUGCAUCUGGAGGCAAUACGUAUUCAAAACAGGAUUCAUGAGAGAAGUGUCGAUAUCUGUAAUCAUUGGAUUAAAUUGUUAUUUUAAAGUGCACCUCACGAAGCUGCUGCUGCUGCAACAACACACUUUACACAUUGGAUGGUAACAUGAAUUGAACAUUAGAUUAAAACAAAACAAGUUACAUUUUGAUUUAAAGCUUUCGUGACUGCAGGGAUUCAUAUUCUUGGUUCUUUCGGUAAAGUCACGUAGAAGGGAAACGAUAAAAUAAUCAAAAUAUAAAACAAUAAAAUUGUCACGACGUUUCGACUGCAACACAAGCAAUCGUCAUCAGGUGUGAAAUCCACAGCCAGAAAAUUUGAAAAAAAUGAAAAAACCGCCACUUUUUUUUUCUUGCGGUGGAUUUCACACCUGAUGAUGAUUGCUUGUGUUGCAGUCGAAACGUCGUGACAAUUUUAUUGUUUCAUAUUUUUAUUUUUUUAUUAUUUCCCUUCUACGUGACUUUACCGAAAGAACCAAGAAUAAAAAACAAGUUAUUGCAAUUUGGAUAAAAUGUAAUAAUUAGAGGUGUGGGGGGGGGGGAGUUAAGAUAUUUGAUCAAAUUUGCAGCGAUAAAAUCUGUUUGUAUUGUAGAUUUUAGUUGAAUUAUUACAUCACAUGAUUAUCUGGCAAUCGUUUGAGCAUGGAUGAUGAUGAUUGUAAUGAUUACGUCACAAGAGAUGAUGCAUGCACCCUUAGUCUCACUGUGUUCAGUACUUUACAGAAAGGGAAGAGUUUGAGAAAUUCACAUACUUUUUAAAUCCUGUGGUACUUGAGCAAUAUAACUGAGAAGCCAUUAAAUAUAUAAAACUGUAAAUUACAUUAUCUCCUGGAAACAGGUGGGUAAUGCCUGAGCUUCUCAGACCAUCACGAAGGGCUUUUUAAAAGACGUUAUUAGGAUCGAGCGGUGGUGCAGUAUCCAGCGCACUGCACAGUGAAUUUAACCCAAUGAUAUGCGUUCGGUUCCUGCCUAUAGCAAACAUCAGUGAUGAGUGAUAUCUGAACCAGUCCCGCGCCCUCCACUAACCCACACUUGAACCAACCGGGUGAAGUAUGGUCAAACAACCCCCCCUCCCAUGACUGACCCGGCAUGGCGGGAAGCCUUCAUCCUGAACAGCUGUGACUUCUAAAACGAUUUAUUUUUAUUUAACCCUUUUGGGGCGCACAUUUCUUAAAUGUUCCAGAUGCCUGUGAUUGUCCGUGCUUAAGCAGGGUGAAUAGUUGUUGACUCACCGCGGGGUUGAGUACAGUGACAGUGGCUAUCUUUUAGUGAAUUCCCAGCUGUGAUAUCAAUGUGGAUCAGCGUUACGCAAGCAAGGAGAUUCUUUGGCAAACCCAGCAACAGCAAAUUUAGCACUGUAAAGCAUUGCAAUGUAACAAUUUUUUACCCCCCCCCCCCCAUCAUCCCCCCCACCAAGGGACAUUGGUUUUUUUUUUUUACUGAAUUGUUCCUGAUGAAGGGGCUUCUGUUAAUGGGUUGAUUUGCACUGUCGCUAGGUAAUUGAUAAAAAACAUUGUGGGUGGCAGGGGAUGUGAUUACGAAGUAGGUGUAAGAGUAAAAAAAAACAAGUCUAAAAAGGGAAGCACGUUUUUAAUGGUGGCUACCACUUUCUCGAUAAUGAAUUGAACCAAUGACUCCAUGUGAUCCAUACAUUUACUGUCAUUUGCCAUCGCGAAUGUUCGCCAAGCUUACACCGCUGACAGUCAAACUCUUCUGUUGAUAAGCAAAUUAAGGAUGUGUAAAUAUUUUUGCAUUUUGAAGCUGUACAAUAACUUGACGUUUUUUUUAAUUCACCAGUUUAUAAAAUAGUAGUCGCUUGCAAUUUCAUACUGUAAAUAUUUGUAUUUUUUUUCAAGGGACGUUGAAAUUAUUUCUAUUUUAUUAAAAAAAAGUGUGUGUGUUCUAUUUGCCACAUAUAAAAGUUUGUGCAAUUUGUAAUGCCUCAUUGGCCAUAUCCUUAUGUAAUCUUAAUGCUAAUGUCUUUGUAAAUACCCAAAAUAAAGAGUCUUCCAGUAA